UUGUUAUCAAGAUCAAAAAUGGCGACUGCGUCGGAGCAGUUCGAAGCUGCCGUGAAAGUCGUGCAGAGCAUGCCAAAAGAUGGGCCAUUCCAGCCAUCAUACGAAAUGAAGAAGCGGUUCUAUGGGCUAUACAAGCAAGCAACGCAAGGGCCCUGCACUGAGCCCAAACCGGCUUUCUGGGAAGCUAUUAGAAAAGCCAAAUGGGAUGCUUGGAAUCGACUUGGCAACAUGCCAAAAGAGGAAGCCAUGGAUGGCUAUGUCAAAGAUCUUCUCAAGGCUAUGAUGAAAAACAAGGACAAAGACCCAGCUGAAGUACAGAAUAUCGUAGAGACAAUGCCAAUCACGGAGGAGGUCAGUGCUUUCUUGAAGGCCAUGGGUCCGUUCUUCGAGGCCGUCCAUGAACCACUCCCAGUCCCAGAGGAGGAGAGGUGGAGAUUCUACGACGAACCGCCCCCUGACAAUGCCCCGCCCACUAAUGGCCUCCCACAUCACCAGGAGAAUGGGCCCGUCAAUGGAGACGUACACUCAGAUGCCGGACAUGAUUUGAAUGACAGCAGUCUGGUUAACCACACCGGUCAAGUUGAUGGAGUAAACACCAUUCUUGUGACUCCAACAUUGCACAAAGGUCACAACAACAUCGGACCAAAUGGAGAUGCCUAUCAGGACGAGAGCCAUCCAUUCGCCAGUGAUGUCAGUGGUAAUUUGACCGCUGACCUGUCCCUCGAUCAGUCUGGCGCCGUCGUGGCUGACAGAAGCAGUGGUACAAGCAAUGACGUCACGGUGACAAGUGACAGUGACACAGACAGUGAGGAGGACUUCUGCGACUCUAUGGACCAGCCAGACCUGGAUCAGUUGCCAGAACUUGUGAAAGCCUCGGCAGUCGAGGAACCCCUCCAGCCAAUCAGAGAAGAGCAGGUUCUCAUGACCUCUACCCCGCAGGGCAAGAAAAUCCUGGCCCAGGCUGAGGUCCAUCCUGUCAAAGGUCAUUACCAUGAGAACGGACAUGGCCAGGCCGUUGACGGCACAGAGGGGGUGGAGAAUGGAGACACGCCCAUAUCCAGGAGGAGGGGAGGUGGUGAAGUGGUACCAGGGGGCAAAGGUCAAGCUGGCAGAGGUCAAGGGUCGGACCAAGGUGACUUGAGAGGCUCUAUGGGUGGAGGAAGAGGUCAAGGGCAAGACACUCCUGGGCGUGGCAGGACCCCAUCCAGCGGUCAGGGCGGACCCCCUGGAGGGAGGGAUCCUAGCAGUAGACCAGGCCGCAAUCCACCGGUAGAUAUUAGCGAGCAGAUAGCUAUUGCCCUGCAGAGACUACAGUGUGAUAUGAGUAGCGUGCUGGCAAGGUUGAACACGCUGGAGGCACUGGCGCUGUCCCAGGCACAACAGAACCAAUCAGAGAGGCAGUCCUCAGAGCGUCGCGGCCAGGAAUCAUCCCCUCCUCGCCAACGCUCCUGGUUGUCGUGGAUCUUCCCUCGUAACCUCCCGGCUAAGACUGUCUUCUUUCUUCUCAUCUGGCCGUUAAUUGUCAACGUGCUCCUAGCCAUGUGGAGACGUAGACGUCAUAGACAUCUCAGACGAUGACCGCAAGACAACAUCCUCGGUUCCAUGGGGGGAGGGGGGUAGGGGAGUCAGUAUUCUUCAGCAGUGGGGGUUUGCACGAUCCAAACUUCUCCAAUUUCAGCUUCAGGCUUCAGCUGUAUCACAAACAGACUCCUGUACAACACUUGUACAGGUUUUGCUAUAAAGAUGCCAAAUUCUGUCA
Molecule: messenger RNA, 1759 nt
Organism: Patiria miniata (bat star)
Lineage: Eukaryota; Metazoa; Echinodermata; Asteroidea; Valvatida; Asterinidae
Gene: acbd5
Product: acyl-CoA-binding domain-containing protein 5A-like
Exons: 10
Coding region: 19-1578 (519 amino acids)
Biological process (GO): fatty acid metabolic process
Molecular function (GO): fatty-acyl-CoA binding
Source: RefSeq, a predicted model, not a curated record